Molecule: messenger RNA, 932 nt
Organism: Cajanus cajan (pigeon pea)
Lineage: Eukaryota; Viridiplantae; Streptophyta; Magnoliopsida; Fabales; Fabaceae
Source: RefSeq, a predicted model, not a curated record
CAGUGGCAAAUGAAAACAAAACAGCGCCUCUUUCAUAAAGCAGAGUCCGCAAGCGCAGUUUGCAUUCGUUAGGGUUGUCGUUCGGUUACCUCGUCCAACCAAACCAGGUCCCAGUUAAUACUUUGAAAUCCAAAUUGAAGUAUAGCAAGGUGAAAGGAAGUACAAGAGAAUGGCAAAGUCUUUGAGAUCAAAGAAAGAGAAGAGGCUGAGGGCCAUUCGAAGGGAGAUUGUUGAACCCUUCUAUGACAAGAAAGAAGCUGCUAAGCUUGCCGCUCAAGAAGCUGCCCUUGCUGCACCCAAGCUGCCACUCCCUUCUCGAUCAAAUACUGCCAUGGAUGUCUCUACUUCCACUAACGACAACACCAUGGAUGUGGAGAUGGCUGAUGGCGUUCAAAAGAUGGCCUCGUUAAAGCCUGUUGGUGGAAUAGGGAAGAAGAUGAAAAAGAAAUUGAAAAUAGCUAAGAAGAAGCGUCGUGGUAAGGGAAAGCUCAGGAAAACGCACAUAUAAACUCAGAAUAGAGAAUGGUUGUGGUGAGCUAGAUAAAAGUCUUCGUGCUAUUAUCUUGAUCAAUGAAGACUGUUCAAAUUUUGAUAAAAGAACAUGAAGGCCAUUCAUAUCUCAGCAUUAUAAGCUGAGGACCUUUUAUUAACUAGGCUUAACUAUUGAGGUACAGCACAAUUAUAGUUUGGAGAAGUGGUUGAUGUUGAUGACUCUUUCUGAACAUGAAGGAUAGGCUAUUUAAUUCUGCUCCAACCAUGUACUUGAAUGUGAAAACUUGAUAGAGCUAUUUACGUUUCUUACCAUUCUAUUUUUCUCAAUUUUGUUGCUUUAUGAAAGUGACCUUGAAGAACCUGCAGCGAUUUUAAUUCCUGUAUGGAAGUUACUUUUGAGGUGUCUCGUCAGUUUAAAAUGUUUUAUUAUAUGAAAUGAA